Molecule: messenger RNA, 2904 nt
Organism: Platichthys flesus (European flounder)
Lineage: Eukaryota; Metazoa; Chordata; Actinopteri; Pleuronectiformes; Pleuronectidae
Gene: ubl3a
Product: ubiquitin-like 3a
Exons: 5
Coding region: 644-997 (117 amino acids)
Molecular function (GO): protein binding
Source: RefSeq, a predicted model, not a curated record
CGUAGCGGCAGCGGGGUGACAGCUGAACGGGAGGUGGAGGAGCAGCAUCGCGGUCCGGAGCCUCGACAACACUCGCUACCAAACUCCCGGUUUUAAAGAGCCGCACCGACCCAUUCGACCGUGAGACGCCUUCCUCCAACCAGUGGGGCCCGGGUGUGACUCCACCAGCGGAUAUAAACGCAUAUAGGCUUCCUUUUUUUCAACCGAGCGAACAGGGACCGUGUCCGGAUGUGCCAGCCGUGUCGGGUGUUUCGCAUGGCGCAGCCACCUUUUUCCUGAAGCGGGGUAUCCUUCGUGUUCGCAGGGGUCGGAGGAGGCCCUCGGGUCGGCAGCUUAUCCCACUAUCGCCUCUCGUAGACGUCCGCAUUUACCGAUUUAAAGAAAAAACCCCGAUUGAACGACAUGAUUGAGCAAUAAGAAGAAGAGGAAGAAGAAGACGCACGUCCUGACAGAUCCAGAGAGAGAGAGAAGAAGAAGAAGUCGUCUCUGUGUUUUCUCUUUCCUUCCUUUCGAAUCAACGUCGUGCGGUUCCAGAGGCUGUUUCCCAGGAGGAGGACACAGGGAAUAAUCGUGCCCUUGUGUAUGAGUGUGUGCGCGUGUGAGUGUCUGUGAACCCCCUCCGAGGACCGGGUCAACCUUCGAGAUGACGGGCAGCACCCCAGCGGACAUGAUAAACCUGCGGCUUAUUUUAGUCAGCGGCAAGACAAAAGAAUUCCUCUUCUCUCCAAAUGAGUCGGCUGCAGACAUCGCCAAACACGUCUACGAUAACUGGCCAAUGGACUGGGAGGAAGAACAGGUCAGCAGUCCUAACAUCCUGAGGCUCAUCUACCAGGGACGUUUUCUACACGGCAACGUAACUCUAGGAGCCCUCAAACUGCCCUUGGGGAAGACCACAGUGAUGCAUUUAGUUGCCAGAGAGACUUUGCCUGAGCCAAAUUCCCAAGGUCAGAGGAACAGAGAGAAGACUGGGGAGAGUAACUGCUGUGUCAUCCUUUAAAUACACACCUCCGCUGCCAGCCCUCUUCACCCGUCUCAUCGCCUCUCGCCCUCGACGUUCUGGACCCAAUGAGCUCGUCCCUGUCCUGUCCUGGAGUCUGUCCACCCUGCGGACAUGCACACGGACAAACACACACGCUCCCCUCCUCCUCUCCAUCUUCCUCUUCUUUUCCUCUACCUCUUCUUCUUCCCUCUUUCAUACACUCACACGUAACAUGGAAAGGCCGCAGGUGCAGUCAGGCUGAUCCAGAGUCAGGAGCAGAUAAACGAUAGAGUUGAUUCCUUCGUUGCAACUUGAUUUGUUGUCAUAACGGAAAAUUAGAGGAAGGAAUUCGAUUUGCAUGUUUGUUUUUUUCUUUCUCUCUUAAUGCACACCUUUUAAAGCCUUCUGCCACACACAUACAGACACACACACACACACUCACGCACAGACAUGGACACAUUGUCAAGCCAUCCUCAGCAGCUCUGCUCAAAGUCAGUCUCUAUGCGGCUCCUCAUUCUAGCUGGUUGUAAAAGUGAUGCAGUGCCACAGUUUGUGUGCCUGGCCUUGUUUUCUCUUUCAGACUGCAGAGAUUUUUAACCACUAAAAACAAACACACACAAACACACACACACACACACACACACACACACACAGACAAUGUCAAUGUGCUUGUGUGAUCUCCCUCAGUGCAGCAGAUGAAGCUUAGACGUGCCUGAUCAGAGAACUCAAACCAGGACACACACACACACACACCUACACACACACACACACACACACACACACACACACCUUGUGUCCUUUAUACUGCCCUCCUCUGCAUGUGCCCUUAAAGGUCACAAACGAGAACGUCCUUUUUGUCUGCAGAGCGCUGUGGAGGGAGCGAACACGUCGCUCUCUCCACAGCCGGUCGCAUUUCUAGCCAAACGCGGCCUAGACAAACAGCCAAACAGCCAGUGUUGGGCCUCUUGUUUUGGGUUCAUCGUUCGUCCGUGUUUUGACAGUCCGUGCAUAGAACUGACCGACCAGUGUUGUGAUGAAUUAAACGUCACGUCAGUUCCCCCCACUCUAAAAGGAAAGGCUCGUCGCGCUCCUGUUUUUUAACAGUGUUGUGAAGGAUCUCUCUGACAGCUGCUGUCCGAGCAGGGAAAUUAGCUCUGAAUGAAAUUUGUCCUUAGUCGUCUUAAUUUGCUUCGUUCCCCCUCUCUCUCUCUCUCUCUCUCUCUCGCUCUCUCUUUCUCUCUCUCUCUCUCUCUCUCUCUCUCUCUCUCUCUCUCUCUCUCUCUCUCACUCACUGCAUUAAUAAAUCCUUUUUGCACAACUGAAGCACGUGCUCCCUCAUCAGAUUAUGAAAAAAAUUGCACAAAAAGUUCAACGGUUUUGUUUUAUAUUUUUCCAAUGGAAGUGACGUUCAGGUCAAAGGUAACGUGUAGAAUAUAUUUAAUAUGAAUCUUACAUAGAACACGAUGACUCUAGAUCUUGUUGAUAUACAGUAUCAUUGGUGUUUAGUCUAUGAUUGUGUAUGCGGUUUCGCUUCUAGCCAGUUCACAGUCACUCGCUGAAAACGUCUUGUGCUAACCGGCAGAGAAAAACCUCCCUCAUCAUCGACCGACUGUAUUCUUACUUUUCUUUCUUCUGUUUCUCAUUAGUUUCUUUUUCAUGUUUCAUUUUGUUUAUAAUUUAAUGUAAUCCUUUUUUCUUUCUGUGUGUGUUUGUGUGUUUUUUUUGCUUUGCUUUGAAAGAAUCGCUUUGUAACAGCACUAGGUCUUAAAAAAAAAUAUAUAUUGUUUAUAUUGAUCAGGGUUCAAAUCUGUACAGAGAUAAAUGUUUUCAAAACCAAUUGUAAAUAGCACUAAUGCUCCCUGUCCCUCCUCCGAACUUCAAAAUGGAAUAAACAUCUGUAAACUAAAUAAAGAUUAUUGAAGUGC